Messenger RNA from Oncorhynchus mykiss (rainbow trout), 3977 nucleotides. It is a transcript of the gene xkr8.3, whose product is annotated as XK related 8, tandem duplicate 3. Gene Ontology annotation, biological process: phosphatidylserine exposure on apoptotic cell surface; engulfment of apoptotic cell; apoptotic process involved in development. Gene Ontology annotation, cellular component: plasma membrane. The record is from RefSeq and is a predicted model, not a curated record. NCBI's taxonomy places the organism in Eukaryota, Metazoa, Chordata, Actinopteri, Salmoniformes, Salmonidae.
UCUGUUCAAGAACUUUGAACCUUUUGGGGAAACUUGUCGUUCAGUAUGAACCGUUAAGCUACGUAGCAAACGUUCAAUCCAACUGAACUCACCUCUUGAGAUCAACUUUACAAUGGAGAUGUGAUCGUUAGCUACAAUGCCUGUCCUCGCUUCAUUGUUGCAUUCAAAUGUAACUACAAGUUGUGUUCCAUGUUUACUUUUCCUAACGGAUGCAUUGGACAACAUGCGAGAGCUGUCAUUAUUCUUUAGACUUGUAAAAUUCGACAGCUCAUGAUAUAGCGGAUAGCUUUCGCUAAAGAUGGUACAACAAAUGCAUGAAGCAAGACAAGCUAACGGAAAAACAUUAGAGAGCGGCGGGACAGGGGGUAUUUAGCUAUGGAUAGCCCAAUGUUUUCGAAGUACUCAUGGCUCGAUUUUCUUUUCUCGGUAGUCGGUGUGUGUACCUUCUUGUUUGACGUGGGAUCCGACAUUUGGGUCGCUACGGAGUUGUACUCGCGUGGGGAUUUCUUCUGGUUCGGGGUGUUGAUCGGCCUUAUGGUCCUGUCUUCGGUAGUGGUCCAGAUGUUUAGCUGGUUCUGGUUCAAAUACGACCGCGAACUGGAGGGCUUCGAUGAGCAAACUGCCAAGAAUGUCCUCUUUGGAGGCUGCGUCAAACUUUCAUUCCUGCUACACGUACUUCAGCUCGGAUUCUUUUGCAGACACAUCUCAGCCAUAUGGCAGGGCUUCCGUGUGUGGUGGCGACAGGAGCAGGGCUCGGGGUACGUCGUGUACCUGACUCACGACCUGAGCAUGCUGCGCCUCAUCGAGACCUUCUGUGAGAGCGCCCCGCAGCUCACCCUCAUGACCCACAUCAUGCUGCACACCAACAAGGCCAGGACGGUACAGUGUGUGAGUGUCGUGGCGUCAACUACCUCCAUAGCCUGGAUGGUGGUGGAUUAUCACCGCUCCCUGCGUUCCUUCCUCCCAGACAAGGCCAAGCAGGGCUGGGGCUCCGCCUUGGUCUACUUCCUGUGGAACCUGCUCCUCAUCGCGCCGCGCGUGGCAGCAGUCGCCCUCUUCGCCACAAUUCUGCCCUCCUACUUGGCUGCCCACUUCCUGCUUAUCUGGCCAGUGCUGGUGUUCUGGGUGUGGCGGCAGGAGACAGACUUCAUGGACAGCGCCGGCGGAGAAUGGCUCUACCGGGCCACCGUAGGUCUCAUCUGGUACUUCAGCUGGUUCAACGUGGCGGAGGGAGGGACCAGAAGGAGGAGCAUCAUCUAUCACUCCUUCAUGGCUACGGAUGGAGGGAUUCUGCUUGUCACAUGGUGGUUCUACAGAGACCCGGUCCUGACGCAGUCCUACGCCCCCAUCCUGCUGGCCACUCUGCCCCUCACCUACCUGAUGGGAGUCCUGUUUAAAACACUCUACUACUACUGUUUCCACCCCACGCUGUGGAUGCCCUCCGUCAGGGAGGCAGGGUUAGAAGAGGAGCUGCCUGAUGGUCAGGAGAUGGUGUUCAGAUCCAUCGCCCCACAAACUGGUACUCCCCGGUUCCAUAACAAGAGGAUGGCAAGCCAUGCCACUCACUUCUACUCCGAGGAGGAAGCCAGGAAGCCCAGUAAGAUAAACGGGCGCGAGGCCAACGCUGUUGUCUGACUGGAUGUGCUUGAACGAAACUCUUAUUUACAUGCAAUGAUGGAGUGAUGGAAUGUCUGGUGUCUCUUUCUACACCAUCCUGUUUUUCCAUGCUGCAUUUUUGUAUAAAUAAGAUGCUGCACAACUUAUUGUAAAUCAUAUUCUGUGAAACAGUGAUAAGGUCACUGAAGUUUUGUCCCAAAUGGCACCAUAUUCCCUAUAUAGUGCACUACUUGUGGCCAGGGCCCAUAGGGAUAUGGUCAAAAGUAGUGCACGAUGUAGAGACUAGGGUUCCAUUUGGGAUACAAGUCUGAGCAGGUUCCAUUGAUCAAUAUUGGAGUUGUCAUGAAACAGCUAUUGGUUUAUUCAACGAAAUUAGUCCUUUUUGGGUUCUGUAACUUAGUGGGAGAAAAACAAUGUUUAAUUUCACUUAAUUGUAACAUUCUGUCACAAAGAGCACAUGUUCAACUUAAUAAAAACAUAUUUUCCCCAUCUCAAGAGGUUAAAUAACAUUUUUAAAACUAUAUUAAGUGGCAAAUAAAGUAACAGGGUUGACGACUUUAUGUUAAAUCAGCGAUAGUUCCCCUUGUGACAGGGGGAAUGGAAGCUUGUGUGCAACAGGGAGAGGCAAUUGAAUGCAAGCUUCACAAAACGCUUCACAAAACAAGUGAAACUGUAAAACAUUUCUAGCCUGUCUAUCCAUGGGUAACAGGGUUGACGUCUUAUCCUCGAACCGCUCAGUUUUCCACCACAAAACACCAGAAAAUGGCCAAAACAAGUAGAUUCAGCUCACCUGCUCUUACACUAUUAACGUUCAAUGUAAAAAUAUAUAUAUAUAUAAAAAAAAAUGUUUUCAUCAUAUUAAAACGAGAGUUCAGAUCAAAUAACAGUAUUGACCUUAAAAUGAGGGAAAGAAAAGUAAACAAUCUUAUUUGAUGUCACAAAAUGCUUUUGGAUUUUCGCAAGUCUUCAUUUAUAAUUAAAGCUCAGAGUUGAUAGAAUUUUCUAUUCGGUCAAUAUUAAAGGUAUACUUUGGGAUUUUGGCAAUGAGGCCCUUUAUCUACUUUCCCACACUUAGAUGUGGAUACCAUUUUUUUGUAUGUCUCCAUGUCCAGUAUGAAGGAAGUUAGAUGUAGUGUCGCCAGUCAAUGCUAACUAGCGUUAGUGUAAUGAAUGGAAGUCUAUGGGUAUCUUAAGUUAGCAUUUGCACUAGAGCUAGUUAGCAACUUCCUUUAAACUGCACACAGAGACAUAAAAAUGGUAUCCCACGAGUUCAUCCGACUCUGGGGAAGGCGAUAGAGGGCCUCAUUGCCAAAAUCUUGAAGUAUCCCUUUAAAGGACACUUAAUUUAAUAUAACAGGCUUGUAAAAUUCAAUAUUGGUGCACCGUUUCUACUUAAAAUCUCAAAAUACCUAAUUGCGCGUGAAACAACUCUGCUACCGUUCAUGAUGCCAAAGGUAAUUAGAAGAAUAAGUAAUGGUACAUUUGUAUCCGUUAUUAUCAUUGUGUGAAAAGUUUGUAUUUUUAUUUGGGAGAUUGUUACCCAUCUACAGCGUUCUGAAAGUUAUUUUACAUUUUUGUUAUGUACGAUGAAUGUACGAUGAACUAUCACGUUCCUCGCUUUCCUGUUGUAACUGUUGUGUUAUUUUUAAGUCUUUGUCAGUGUCUCUGCCGACAGUGCAUCCACCAAUGUCUGUGACGGUCACUCGUCCACCAGCUUCAUUCGUCUUUUUUUCUAUACACAGCAUCAAAUCUAUGUAGGCCACACUGUACGUACACAUGGAUGGAACGUCAGUACAGUUUGAUUAGAGUCCCAAAUGACACCCUAUUCCUGCACUACUUUUGACAUUAUGUUGUGGACAAUGUUCUGGAUGUUCCGGCUCCCGAGUGGCGCAGCGGUCUAAAGGCACUGCAUCUCAGUGCUAGAGGCGUCACUGCAGACCCUGGUUCGAUUCCAGGCUGUAUCACAACCGGCCGUGAUUGGGAAUCCCAUAGGGCGGCAAACAAUUGGCCCAGUGUCGUCCGGGUUUGGGUUUGGCCCAAUGAAGGCCGUCAUUGUAAAUAAGAAUUUGUUCUUAACUGACAUGCCUAGUUAAAUAAAAAAAUGUAUAGCCAUACCUGUGGCCUUGUGAAGUUAUGUUCCUAGAAUGUUAAGAUUUCUGUGUGAAACAUUAUUGGAUACUGCAGAAUGGAAUCAAAUAUUCCAUAUUUUAACUGUCAUCUCAUUCGUUCUGCACAUGAUUGUUAUUACAGUGUGUUGUGGGAACCUAUUCCCCUGAAGGUCAACCAUUCAGCCUUUCUCUUAUCUCAUCAUUUAAAGGGCAUGUAAUGCUGGGCUAUUAAAAUCAUAAGACCAUCACAAA